Messenger RNA from Uranotaenia lowii, 1129 nucleotides. RefSeq names its product NADH-cytochrome b5 reductase-like. Lineage: Eukaryota; Metazoa; Arthropoda; Insecta; Diptera; Culicidae. Gene Ontology annotation, molecular function: oxidoreductase activity. The record is from RefSeq and is a predicted model, not a curated record. Bases 107 to 1129 code for a protein of 340 amino acids. The transcript has a single exon.
UGAUAAGGAUUUUUAUCAUUUUAACUCUUCUGUAAAUCCCCUUUAAACAAUAUUUUAAAAUUUAGUUCACUUUUAGUGGAUCCAAAAUCUAGAAUAAAGAAAGGCUAUGGAAAUGGAACUGGAGGAAAUUCCCGAGUGCUGUGGCUCCGGCUGUACCAAUUGUGUGUUGGAUGAGAAGUGUAAAAUCUCUGCUGUCGAUAUCGAAGAUAAACCAAGCAUAUUCGAUACCAACUGUUAUCAUCCCUUUAGAUGCGAUUCGAUUGCUCAAUGUUCACCGAACACGUUCCGUUUCCGGUUUAAAUUUCAUUGUCUGCAAAAUUCUGGUACCGAUGAUAAACUUUUAGUAAUCCCUGCAGGCACUCAUCUCAUGAUUAGAGCUCCGAUUGGAUGGCCUAACGAUAGGCGUAUUUUAAAUUCCCUUUUUCAAAAAUGGCGGAAGCAUGCAUCAGCUAGCGACAACGUUGCACCACGUGUUCCGUUGAAAAGGUUAGAGAAACACGAUCAAACGGAAGAGAAUUUGUAUUUUAGCAGACCUUACACCCCGAUUAAAGCGAAUCGGGAGGAGAAGUGGUUUGAUGUUUUGGUUAAACUAGAACCACACGGAGAGAUGUCGGAAUUCUUGCAGACUCUGGAUGUUGGAGCGUUGACAGAAUGGAAAGGAGUCUACGGAAGUUUUUCCUGGAGUCGGAACCGAAGGAAAAACUUGAUUGGAUUUGCACAAGGCGUUGGUUUGGCACCCAUCUAUUCAAUUAUGACAUCCAUUCUUGAAGAUGAGGUCGACGAAACCAGGCUUCAUCUGAUUUACUGCUGUAAGGACGUCGAAAAUAUACUUUUAAGAAAUGAGCUGCUCAGGAUGGCAACUUACUGGAACUUCAAAUGCGAAAUAUAUCUGUCUGGAGAAUCGUGUGAGUGUGGAGGAAAGUCAAGCAUAAGCCAGUGUUUGUCAUCGCGUAAAAAGUACAACGAAACGAUAUUUAAUCACAGAUUAACGAAAUUGGACAUAGAAAAUUUAUUACUCAAGAUCACACAGAAUUCGAGUCAGGUCCUGGUCUGUGGCACUGAAGCCUUUACUAGUUUAAUAGAAACAUGUAUAACAGAUUUGAAUACUAAAGACUUUUACAAAUUUUAA